Molecule: messenger RNA, 1050 nt
Organism: Belonocnema kinseyi
Lineage: Eukaryota; Metazoa; Arthropoda; Insecta; Hymenoptera; Cynipidae
Product: trypsin-2-like
Exons: 5
Coding region: 1-771 (256 amino acids)
Biological process (GO): proteolysis
Molecular function (GO): serine-type endopeptidase activity
Source: RefSeq, a predicted model, not a curated record
AUGAAACGGAAUCAGAGACCAAUCUGCAAAAUGCUCCGAUACGUAGUUCUUGCUUUUCUCCUUGUCAAAAGUUACGGAAGUAUCUUCAAGCUAUCACCCCGAUUACCUGAUCAUCGCAUUGUAGGUGGGGAAAGAAUUGAUAUUCGUCAACAUCCUUACCAACUUUCUCUUCAGACAACUAGUCAUUUAUGUGGAGCCUCUGUUAUUAGUGAGAAAUGGGCAGUUACUGCCGGCCAUUGUGUAGGUUACAAACUGAGAGCCGGUAGCAAUAGUAAAUAUAAUGGAACAACGUACAAUGUUAGAAGGAUCGUUCGACACCCUCAGUUUAGCUUAUCCGGAAUCGAUUUUGAUGUAGCUGUUAUCGAAGUUUUUGAAAAAUUUGUACUCGGAGAUACUGUACGACCAGUCAAACUUCCUGAUCGAGAGAUUUCAACUGGGACAUUAGUAAACAUAACUGGUUGGGGAAAUACGGGAGACGGUAUAAAUGACGGAAUAUUACGUCAAGUUUCGGUGCCAAUUGUCGACCACAAUUUAUGCAAGAGAGCUUACAAAGGUAUUAACCAGAUUACCACUCGAAUGAUUUGUGCUGGACUAUUAGGGGUAGGAGGGAAGGACUCUUGUCAGGGUGAUUCAGGAGGUCCUCUCACAGUCAAUGGAACCCUUUACGGAAUCGUGUCUUGGGGGCUAGGUUGUGCUCAACCAAACUAUCCUGGUGUCUACUCUAAUGUAGCAGAAUUGCGGCCUUGGAUAAAAAAUAUUACUGGAAUUUAAGAUAUUAUGUUAUAUAUUCUUCAUAAUUGAUUCAGCAGGAGUUCAAUCAGGAAAGAGCUAGAAAUAGAUCACUGAUUAACAUCGGUGGAAAUAUCACUUGCCAUCGAGUUACAUAUAUUUCAGAAAAAGUUAUUGGACAUUCACUCCGACUAACAAUAAGACGUAAAGUGACACAGUUCUAGAUUUCGCAACAUUGACAUCUCACUGAUUCAAAAUUGUGGAGAAAUCUUAAUAUGGUAAUUUUGGAUAACCAAGUUUAAAUAAAAUUUCUAUUAAUAA